Molecule: messenger RNA, 1230 nt
Organism: Ogataea philodendri
Lineage: Eukaryota; Fungi; Ascomycota; Pichiomycetes; Pichiales; Pichiaceae
Exons: 1
Coding region: 1-1230 (409 amino acids)
Biological process (GO): tRNA pseudouridine synthesis; mRNA pseudouridine synthesis
Cellular component (GO): cytoplasm; nucleus
Molecular function (GO): RNA binding; pseudouridine synthase activity
Source: RefSeq, a predicted model, not a curated record
AUGUCUGAAUCCCAGCCGCCAAAUUAUAAUGAAUGGACAAAGGAACGGCUAAUAGAGAAAUUACAAGAAUAUGAACUGAAUGACAAAAAGCGAAAAUCGGGGCAAAGUGAGUUGAACUUGUCAGAUGAGACUUCAAAACAGAAAAAAAAGAAACCUAAGACUUUUGACUUCACCAGAUACGAAUUUAGGAAAAUAGCUCUGAAAUUUGCCUAUCUUGGAUGGAAUUACCACGGAUUGGCUUUUCAAAAACAUAUGAAUGGAGCGGAGACCGUCGAGUCUGAGAUACUGAAAGCUUUACAUAAAACCAAGCUUGUCAGCUCGAUCGAUCCAGCCUGUUGCGAAUUCAGUAGGUGUGGAAGAACUGAUAAGGGUGUAAGUGCAAUGAAUCAAGUGAUAUCCCUGAGUGUUAGAUCUAAUUUGUCUGGUGAAGAAAUAUCCAACUCAAAAUACAAUGAAAGAGAGCUCAACUAUGUGAAGAUUCUAAACAAAGUUUUACCACCAGAUAUCCGCAUUCAUUCAGUAUGUUUAAACCCUCCAAAGGACUUUGACGCAAGGUUUUCUUGCACUUACAGACAUUAUAAAUAUUUCUUCGAAUCAGAUGGAUUAAACAUAAGCAAAAUGCAGGAAGCAGCUUCGCUGUUCAUUGGCGAGCAUGACUUUAGGAACUUCUGUAAACUUGAUGGAUCAAAGCAGAUUACAAAUUACAAGAGAACAAUACUAUCUUCAAGCAUCAUCCCAUCAGAACAUGGAGCAAAUAUUUAUGUUUUUGAUCUCAGGGGAUCGGCCUUUCUGUGGCAUCAAGUGAGAUGUAUGAUGUCCAUACUUUUUUUGGUUGGGCGCGAACUCGAACAAAAAGCGAUCAUAACCGAGCUUUUAAAUCCAGCACUAUAUCCCAGUCGCCCCAACUACAAAAUUGCAAGUCCUUUCCCUUUGGUUUUGUUCGACUGUAAGUACGACGAAAAGACGACUAAUUGGAUCAAAUGUACCACAUUUGACGGUCUUCAUCUUUUAAGAUUCAAUCAACUAUGGGGAGACCUGAAAACCAAAUCUACAAUUAUCUCGACAAUGAAGAACGUUUUGGGGAAUGGAAAAACAGAGUCUACCAAAACAAUCAAUCUUGAAGAAGGCCGAAUUCACAAUCCGGCAACAUAUGUGCCCAUCUCUAAAAGAGAAACAUUGGAAACAGCCGAUGAAGUAAAUGAAAAAUGGAUGCUAAAAAAACGGGGUUGA